Molecule: messenger RNA, 711 nt
Organism: Funneliformis geosporum
Lineage: Eukaryota; Fungi; Glomeromycota; Glomeromycetes; Glomerales; Glomeraceae
Source: the annotation of a GenBank genome assembly
AUGGAGAAAAUUAUUCCUACCUGUAAAGACAAUGGAGAGGUACUUGAUUAUUUGAAAAAACUCCUAAAACCUGGAACAACGCAAACAAAAGCAAGGAAACGUAAGAAUAAUGAAUUAUCAUGGGGAAAUAAUAGUCCCGUCACUCAUUCAUCAACUCCGUGGGCAAAGAUGAUACUCAAAUCUCUUUCACUACGUGAAAUUCAAGAAAUGGAACCGCUGAACGAAAACUGCUGCGUCCACGGUUACUACUCAUUCCACCGUAUGAUUUCAAAGGAAGAAUCAACACCCUCAAAUUCUUCUUACGGAAUCAUUGGCCCAAAUUUAGUUCGUCUUCUCCUUUCUACUUCUCCUGUAGUUAGUACACUAGCAUUUUUACUUCGAUCUAAUUAUAGAGCUGGAACAAAUAGUUAUGAGAAACGCUAUGCAGAUGCAAAGCCCGAAUCUAUUUCUAUGAAUACUGUUGUUGGUAGAAAGUCAAGCAAUCGUGCUCAAUCUAAUAACGCUACUAUAAAUGUGGUAUCAAAGCCUGCAAAAAGAUUCGACCGUAGUAGCUUGGGAUAUGUUUACUAUGCUCAAUAUAAUCUUGGUCGUUUAUACGAAAAGGGUGAAGGAACAAUAAAGGAUUUGACUAGAGAAACAGGAACAACUCGUAGUUUAAGAUUGGCCUUUAAAUGGUAUCGUGAAGCGGUCGAUAUCGCUUCACAGAUUAAA